Molecule: messenger RNA, 1825 nt
Organism: Klebsormidium nitens
Lineage: Eukaryota; Viridiplantae; Streptophyta; Klebsormidiophyceae; Klebsormidiales; Klebsormidiaceae
Source: the annotation of a GenBank genome assembly
CCUUGCUCAUGCAAAAGACAAAUCUCAAAAAGAUCAAGCGAAGCUCGAGAUAUGAAUGAAGACGUCUUCAUGAUUCUCAACCACGGGCAAUAGGGUUUUGAAUCUCCGAAUUAGGGAAGUUCGACCUUAAAGCAUUGUGGAGAGGCGCUUCGUUGUUUUCUUUCCAUUUUGAAACUCUGAGAAGAAGAAGCGACUUAUUUCCAGGCUUUACACGGGCUUUUCGCUGCUUUCUACCCCUCGUCUUAAUUGUUUGAGGAAGAUGGCCAAUGGAAAGGAGGAAUACAAUGAGCAGGAGGAGCUCCUCGACUAUGAGGAGGAGGAGGAAGCAGUGCCUGAUGCAGCAGCUCCUAAGGGCACAGAGGCGGUAAAAAAAGGGUAUGUGGGUAUUCACAGCUCAGGGUUCCGGGACUUUCUCCUCAAGCCUGAGCUGCUCAGGGCUAUCACGGAUUGCGGGUUUGAACAUCCAUCAGAGGUCCAACAUGAGUGCAUCCCUCAGGCUAUCUUGGGAAUGGAUGUGCUCUGCCAGGCCAAGUCUGGUAUGGGGAAGACUGCGGUCUUCGUGCUGGCCACCCUGCAGCAGAUAGAGCCCGUGGCAGGACAGGUUGGAGCCCUCAUUCUGGCACCAACUCGUGAGCUGGGUUUCCAGAUCUGUCACGAGUAUGAGCGCUUCUCCACCUACCUGCCGGAUGUGAAGGUAGCAGUUUUCUAUGGAGGGAUCCCCAUUACAGCCAACAAGAAGACUCUGAAGGACGAGCCGCCACAUAUUGUGGUGGGAACCCCCGGCCGUAUCCUGGCGUUGGUCAAGAGCGGUGACCUCAACCUGAAGCAGACAAGGCACUUCAUUCUGGACGAGUGCGACAAGAUGCUGGAGGGCCUAGACAUGAGGAAGGACGUGCAGGACAUCUUCAAGAGCACCCCCCACGACAAGCAGGUCAUGAUGUUUUCGGCGACGCUCAGCAAGGACAUCCGGCCGGUCUGCAAGAAGUUCAUGCAAGAUCCCAUGGAGAUCUACGUGGACGACGAGGCCAAGCUGACACUGCACGGCCUGGUUCAGCACUACAUCAAGCUGGAGGAGAAGGAGAAGAACCGCAAGCUGAACGACCUGCUGGACGCGCUCGACUUUAACCAGGUCGUCAUCUUCGUCAAGUCGGUGUCGCGCGCGGCGGAGCUCAACAAGCUGCUCGUGGAGUGCAACUUCCCGUCCAUCUGCAUCCACUCAGGACUCACGCAGGAGGAGAGGCUGAACCGGUACAAGAACUUCAAGGACGGCCUUAAGCGGAUCCUGGUGGCCACCGACCUCGUAGGGAGGGGUAUCGAUAUCGAGCGCGUCAACAUCGUGAUCAACUACGACAUGCCCGAGAACGCCGACUCAUACCUGCACAGGGUUGGCAGAGCGGGCCGUUUUGGUACCAAGGGGCUGGCCAUCACAUUUGUUGCUUCCGAGGAGGAUGUCAAGAUUCUGAACGACGUCCAGGAGAGGUUCGAGGUGGAUAUCAAGGAGCUGCCUGAACAGAUUGACACCUCCACCUACAUGCCUGCAUAACCGUCGCGCCUCACCAUCUGGGCUAGUGUCAUUGUUGUAUACUAGGGACUGCAGGAAAACAGUACCUCUUAUGGGGUCGAACAAAUUGGUCUUGAAUGAUUGUUGCUGAGAGCUAGAGCAAACGUGUUUUGUUCGGCGAGCAUAACUGCUUAAAUUCGAAAAGUUUACUAUUGUGGUUACUGUGGCUUGUUACAUGUGGCCUGAAUAUCAGUCAGUUCGACCUAGCUACUCCAUACAAAUGUCGUCUUGGGAUUCAGUGCAUAUGUAUCAUGCAAUGUCAUG